Corylus avellana is the source of this 804-nucleotide messenger RNA. RefSeq names its product Hypoxia-responsive family protein. Gene Ontology annotation, biological process: mitochondrial respiratory chain complex IV assembly. The record is from RefSeq and is a predicted model, not a curated record. NCBI's taxonomy places the organism in Eukaryota, Viridiplantae, Streptophyta, Magnoliopsida, Fagales, Betulaceae. Gene Ontology annotation, cellular component: respiratory chain complex.
ACGGUUUCGCUGGUUUACAAUUUCGCUUCUUCCUCUCUCUCAUAUUUAUACACAAAUUCAUAGGAAACCAAACCAUUGCUUUUUUUCUCUCUGAAAUUUGUCUGUCUUUCUCUCGGGUAUGGCGGAAUCUAAGAGCAAAGGAGAAUCUAUGAGGGAAUGGAUUGUCGAGCACAAGCUUCGUGCUGUUGGGUGUCUGUGGCUUAGCGGAAUAGCGGGUUCGAUUGCGUACAAUUGGUCUCAACCAAAUAUGAAAACCAGUGUCAAGAUCAUUCACGCUAGGUUACAUGCACAGGCUCUUACGCUGGCUGCAUUAGCUGGUGCUGCAGCUGUUGAAUGGUAUGACCACAGAUCAGGAGCAAAGGCUGAUCGAUAUGCAAAGUUCUUUCCACCUGAUGCUUACUCACAUAAGGAUUAAGUGAACUUCCCAUAUAACCUGCACCGAGUAAAAUCUGCUUGGAUAUGACUAAUGGAGGAUAAUAAAGUUACUUGUUUCCAUCACAUUUUUAGCAGUGGUAUUGAGGUGUUUGGUACGAUAUUAUUGUAGCUCGCAAGUAGCCAGUUUCGUGAUAAAAUUUGGCAUCAAAUUUUGAGAAAACUGUGAUUUCUUUGUAUAGGGCAAUAUAUGAUACAUUUGGUGGAAUUAGGAAAUCCAUUUAUUGGUGAUUUUGUUUUGGUCACCCUCCCUUCUUGGGGAAUGCAUCUAGCUGAAUGUGAGUUUGUGGCUGUAUCUUGGCCAUCCAUUGCUUGUAUAUGGUCAAAAGCUUACUGAUAUUCAGUUUAUAUGAUAUCCCAAGUGUUCUAAUA